Messenger RNA from Rosa rugosa (rugosa rose), 2179 nucleotides. RefSeq lists its product as uncharacterized. Gene Ontology annotation, molecular function: zinc ion binding; nucleic acid binding. The transcript has 4 exons. The coding region runs from base 820 to 1953 and encodes 377 amino acids. Lineage: Eukaryota; Viridiplantae; Streptophyta; Magnoliopsida; Rosales; Rosaceae. The record is from RefSeq and is a predicted model, not a curated record.
AGCAUAAUUGUAGAAAACUUCUCUCUCUCGUCCGAAAAACACAAAAACAGAGCAAACGCUCUCCGUUCUUUUCCUUCCUCCACCGGCCAUCAAUCGACGCCGGACAACCUUCAGUGGCUUCGUCUCAGCCUUGCGAAGCUACCUGCUGCGGUCUUGGGUCACGGCACAGCCGAAAGCAGCGGCGAAGAGACCGGGUUCGUCCAGCCCCGAUUUGGUUCCAAGCUUGGUAGCUCGAGCUACCGGUCACAAAACCUUUCCAAACUCCAUCCUCAGGUUCGUCUCAACCUUAUGAAACUCCCAGAAGCACCCUUGCACGGCGGCGCAGCUCGUAGCAGCGGCUGAAGUCAACCCCGAGCUAGAUCGAACGGAACUUUCGAUCCAGAUAUCUCAAGCUGUAGAGCUUCGUUUCGAGUAAUUAUUGAACUGGGGAGAUCACCUUGAGUUUCUGAACAAAUCUCCAGAAGGAAUCGAAGCGAUUUGUGGAAGUUUUUACGUGGAUCGGAACACCUGCCGGAUUCUGGAAUUUUUCCGACCACCGAAGCUUUCGAUCGAUAUAUCUCGAGCUUCAGACCAUAUUUUUCUGUGAUUCUUGAACCAGUGAGUUCAACUUGAGUUUCUUAACAACUCUCCAGAAGGGAUCGAAGCCUGAAAUUGAAGUUUUGACGUCGAAAUCGAAACUCGCCGGAUUCUGCAAAUUUUCGCCGGAUUCUGGAAAUUUUCCGGCCACCUCGACUGUUCUAGGUGAUUGACGGUUUGAGUUGGUGGACGAUUGUGGAUCGUAUUUUGAGCUGUUAAGAAGACGCAGCGGGAUUAGAGGUAAUGGACUUGGUUGGAGGAAGAGGUAGGGGUCGAGGUAGGGGUAGAGGCAGAGGCAGAGGUAGAGGCAGAGGUAGAGGUAGGGGCAAGGCCCCUCCAGUUGAGGAUGAGGUGGAGACACCAGAGUAUGAACUGCCAGUUCCACCAGUGAUUAAUGUGGUGGACGCCACUCGUCUGUCGAAAUUGACAAAGGAAAUUUAUAGUCUGGGAGCAGUUCCAUUUAAGGGUGGCACAGACUAUAUGUUGGCAGACCAGUGGAUCGAAAAUAUGAAAGGUUACUUCCAGAUGGUGAUUUGUGAUGAACUGGAGAAGAGGAAGAUAGCAUCGUUUAUGCUUCAGGAGGAUGCACGGUUGUGGUGGAGUGGCACUGAGAGGAUGAUGGACGUGACCACUCUAACCUGGGAUGGCUUCGUGGAGCUCUUCAGGAAGAAAUACUUCCCAGUUACCGUGAGACAGCAGUUGGAGAGACAAUUCCAUUCACUAACUCAGGGGAAGUUGAGUGUGAGGGAUUAUGAGGCGGAGUUCAACAGGUUGUAUCAGUUUGUGAGACAGUUAGAUCCUGAGAGUUUGGCCAUGAAGUUUCAGUUAGGGCUGAACCCAUCGAUUCGACGUGAUGUAGCCAUUUUGGAACUAAAGGAACUAAGACUCGUUGUGGCUAAGGCAUUAACCAUCGAGCAGGAAAACCAGAUCCUCUUGGAAGAGCAGACAGUUGAGAGAGAUUUUCAGAGGAAGGGAAAAGCAGUAGCUGAGAGCAGCCAUACAGCAGGCAAACGAGGUAACUUCUGGAAGAGACAAAGGACUAACCAGCAGCAGGCACCAACUAGGGCCAUGGUUGCUACACCUGCUAGGGUGAUGCCUAUUAGACAGGUGGCACCUCAGAAAUGUUACAACUGCCAUGAGUUAGGGCACAUUACACGGAACUGCUUGAAACCGAAGAAAAUAGUGUGCUAUACGUGUGGCCAGGUAGGACAUAUUUCUCGGGAUUGUCCACAGCAACAAGAGAGGGGCCCAAGGAACCAGCAGAGACAACAGCCUCAAGGUCAGGCUAGAGUCUUCGCCAUUGGACAGAGAGGCACAGGGGUGGAAGCGGGUACUACUACAGGUCAGGAGAAUCAGGAAGGUGAUCGAGCUGCGUAGAGUAGCUGCAAGUGUGUUAUUCUGAUUUUCUAUUGUGAGGUUUGUUAUGCUCAUUUAGAGCUUUACAAUUUUACUUAUGAGAGUGAAUUUGUAAUAAUAAACUCGAGGUCUUCGAGAUUUUAUAUUUGAGUGGCGAGUGGUGUGUUUGUUCUGAGAAAAAAAUUCAGAACGUUUAUUUGAUUAAGUUGUUAAAUUCAUGUUUCAGAUUUGAAUUUGUUAUUCAAAA